Messenger RNA from Salvelinus namaycush (lake trout), 669 nucleotides. Its product is annotated as protein B4-like. The transcript is spliced from 5 exons. The coding region runs from base 1 to 669 and encodes 222 amino acids. Gene Ontology annotation, cellular component: nucleosome. Gene Ontology annotation, biological process: nucleosome assembly. Lineage: Eukaryota; Metazoa; Chordata; Actinopteri; Salmoniformes; Salmonidae. Gene Ontology annotation, molecular function: DNA binding. The record is from RefSeq and is a predicted model, not a curated record.
AUGCCACCAAAAAAAAAAGCAGCUGCAGCCGAAGAAGUAACUUCAUCUUCUGAUGUGCCCAAGAAAUACGAAAAAGUGUCAGGAAAAGCUAAACCAGAAUCCAGCAACGCACCUGCUGUGGCACGGAGAACUCCUCUUCAUCCACCUACGAUGGUGAUAGUUAACGAAGCGCUGAAGGAGUUGGACUCUCGAAAGGGGGUCUCCUCGCAGGCCAUUCGCGGAUUCAUAACAGAGAAAUAUCCAUCUGUGGACCUGGUGAGGUUGAAAUACAUGAUACGCAAGACCCUGAAAAAAGGAUUCGAGGGAGUACAGGGGAGGUUUCGGCUUGCAGUCAGGGGUAGGAUCAAGGAGCCCAAGCCAAAGGCCACUGAGAACACUGAUCCCAAUGUGGAGAAGGCUCCAAAGGCUGCCAAGGUUGGAGCCAAGAAGACUAAGGACAAAGAAGCCUCCCAAGUCGAAGAAGACAAUGGGGAAGAGGGGACAGCUGAGGAUCAACCCAAAGCACAGAAGACUACCAAGGGUGAAGGGGCAGCCAAGAAGGGUGCAAAGGCCAAAGCUUUCCAGAAGCCUGCAAAGGGUGAUGAAGGGGACACUGCUGCUCCUGAAGCUAAAACCACAGGGAAACGAGGCAAGGGGGGCAGCAGCAGAAUAAGUGUUGGUGGUAGCUAG